Messenger RNA from Doryrhamphus excisus (bluestripe pipefish), 2386 nucleotides. RefSeq names its product adhesion molecule with Ig-like domain 3 (gene amigo3). Gene Ontology annotation, biological process: brain development. Gene Ontology annotation, cellular component: membrane. Gene Ontology annotation, molecular function: protein binding. The record is from RefSeq and is a predicted model, not a curated record. Lineage: Eukaryota; Metazoa; Chordata; Actinopteri; Syngnathiformes; Syngnathidae.
GCUGCGGGCUGGCAACAUGUGAUGUCGGCACUGGGGCGGGCCGUGGGCGGGAGCAGAGGUUCCCCCAAACACAAACAUGCUGCCUGCGAGAUGAAGCGGACGCACAGCGACAAGUGACGCCGCGGUCACGCCAGCAAACUGAACAACAGGCUCGGUUCCGAGCGGUCCAGAUGGCUGCGGUGCUGCCAGCAGGACGUUAAAAGCGACUUCUACAAGAGCUGACAGCACGCUCACACGCUGAGUUGAGUGUUUAUGGUGUCGGCAGCACGAGCGACCGGGGUUGGAUUUAAGCUUUCACCCUGAAGGAUGCAUGUUUGUUUUGGAGAUAAAGAAUACAAAAAUGAGUUUGCUGUGACAGAAAGUGGACCAGUGGUGCCGGGGGCGUCAUGUCAGCUCUUCUGUCCCCAUCGUGGAGGUCCUUCGUGGUUCUGCUCGGAUGUCUCCAGCAGGUUUCGUCCAUCCGGGUCGGCAUCUGCCAGUCGGGACACAACUCCUCCCACACGGUCGGCUGCCUAUGUGCUUCCGACAUUCUGAGUUGCACCGGACUGGGGCUGGACCACGUCCCUGUAGGCAUCCCCGGUUCUGCUGUCACUCUGGACCUCAGCCAUAAUCGCUUGAUUCAUCUGAAGGGUGGCAGCUUUGGGGGACUGUUCCGUCUGCAGACAUUACGCUUGGCGCACAACCAGCUCACAACCAUCCAGCCGGGCACCUUUGGAAACUCCUCUGGAGGUCUUCUGCGCCACCUAGACCUGUCGUCCAACAAGCUGAGGGUUCUGGAGCAACACUACUUCCAGGAAAUUCCUGGACUGGAGGAGCUGCUGCUCUUCAACAACCGCAUGGUUCAAGUGGAGAGCGGCGCACUGGCAGUACUGGGUGGCCUCCGCAGGGUCUACCUCAGCCACAACCGACUCGCCGACUUCCCUUUCUUCUCCGUUCAAGACCACAGCCACCCUCAGCUGGCCAUGCUGGACCUGUCCUCAAACCACCUGCGGAAGCUGCCCCUGGAGUACUUAUCAAACCUCCCCAGCAGACUCCAGCAGGGACUCUACCUUCACAACAACAUGCUGGUGUGCGACUGCGCCACAUUCCGAAUGUUCCGUGUCUGGGAGGAGAGAGGCUUCGCGUCCGUGACGGACUUCCGGCAAGAUCACACCUGCCGGGUGUACGGGAUGCAACAAGGCACUGUGCGCUUCUUCCAGCAUGGCGGCUUCUUCCACCAGUGCAACUUGACCGCCAUGACGGCGCAACUCAGGGAGCAGCAGAGCAGUGUUGCUGUGAGCGCCGGGGCGGCGUUGCUGCUCCACUGUGCCACCACCCUGACGGGAAGACAUGUCACGUUCUUCUGGGUUUCCCCCAAUCAGGAGUACGUGGCGCCACCUGGCAACAACGGCUCUCUGAAGAUGUUUGCCAACGGGAGUCUGGAGAUUACAGCGGCCCGAGCGGAGGACUCUGGGAUCUACUGGUGCAUGGCUCUGGACGGGACGCAUCAGCGCAACCAGACGCAGGAAGUCAACGUGACGGUGGUGCCGCACGACGCCAUCGAGACUCACGAGUCUUUCAACACCGGAUUCACCACCCUGCUGGGCUGCGUGGUCAGUCUGCUUCUGGUGCUCAUGUACCUGUACCUUACACCCUGCAGAUGCCCCCACUGCAACAAAGCGACACCCCCCGCCACCUCCGGCGCGGCCAACGAGGCCGGGGUAGAGAGCGGCCAGUCCUCCAUUCUCAGCCCCACCCCACCCGCCACCACGGAGGGCCCGGGCCGCAAGGUGAGUACCAACAAACAUGUGGUCUUUUUGGAGCCAAUCAGAGAGCAACAAAACGGCAGGCUCGGGGUGGGACACGUAGGGCCGGGUUUACUUCUGGAACCCGAGCAGCAGCCAAAGCAGGACGUGUUCCUGGACACGCCCCUCGUGUUGCCAUAGCAACAGGACUCCCUGCCACCGUCGCCACCAUCACCACCAUCACCACCAUCACCACCCCUGUGUCAUGACAACACAAGCAGCACCUUUGCUUUGCCUUCUUCCUGUUUGUCCGGCCAAGGACCAAUCACACUGUGACCGAUGCAACACCAAAGAUGGCCACACUAACAAGUCGGGGUAGGGGGCUUCUGGUCCCAAAUGAAACCUUUAAAACCUUUUGUGUAACUUCCUGUCACACGGACACUGUGUCACGCAUCUAAUGUUGUCCAGUAGAGGAGCUUUUUUUUGUAAAAACAGAAGCUCGGCUUUCAUUGCCAAAUGCAACUUUCACCGAGGAGCACAAGAGGGACAUAAAUAAAUGAAGACUUGUCUGUUUGGAUGCUUUCACUGUACUCACUGCAUCUUCCCUGCACUACCUCCACUUCCUGUCUGUCUUUGUGUCCGAAUAAAGUACUAUGGACGUC